AUGGCUCCUAGUAAAGGAUGGAUGGAUCUUGUUGGUGAUUGUCUUAAUGAUGUAUAUUUACGUGGGGUUGAGGAAUUUUUGGACUAUGCUUUUAAAAAGACUGGGAGGCGUGGGGAAAUACGUUGUCCAUGUGUCAAGUGUAGUAACAUGUAUUCCGCCACACGAGAAGUGGUAGGGACACACCUCAAGGUGUAUGGAAUAAUACGUAAUUAUACAUUUUGGUAUCACCAUGGAGAAAGGGUAGGUGAAUCUGAAUCUAAUUUAGAAAGUGUUCAACAAAGUGAAGAUGAGCCUAGCAAUGAGAUGCAUGACAUUUUAAGGGAUUUAUAUCCAGAGUUUUGUGGUCAAGAUACAAAUGAUAUGGAUACAGAUAUCUUCGCUAGUGAUAUUCAUAAAGAGGAACCGAAUGAGGAAGCGAAUAAAUUCUAUAGGUUACUAAGAGAUUUUGAGCAACCAUUAUACCAAGAUGAAUUAUUACCUCAAGGAUCUAAUUUGCCACAAUCAUAUUAUGAUGCAAAGAAAGUAAUUCAAGAUCUUGGUCUCUCAUACAAAAAAAUUGAUGCAUGUGUAAAUAAUUGCAUGUUAUAUUGGAAAGAGGAUGAGAGGCUAGAUUUUUGUAAGAUUUGUGGCUAUUCUAGAUGGAAGACUGAUAAAUAUAAUGGGGAAGACAAGACAGCGUCUUUGAUGAGAUGGCAUAAAGAUAAGAGGGUAGAUGAUGGAGUGAUGAGACACCCUGCUGAUUCAAUGGCAUGGAUUUCCUUUGACAAACUACAUCCAAAUUUUGCCUCAGACUCUCGCAAUGUGAGACUAGGCCUUGCUAGUGAUGGAUUUCAACCUUUUGCCAAUUUAAAAAUGCCAUAUAGUCCUGAGGGUCCUGGAGAUGCAAUUGAUAUCUAUCUUCAACCUUUAGUAGAAGAACUAAGAGAGUUAUGGGAAACUGGCAUUGAUACAUUUGAUGCAUAUGCACAACAGAAUUUCAAGUUACAUGCAGUUUUACUAUGGACUAUCAAUGAUUUCCCUGCAUAUGGGAACUUAUCAGGUUGGAGUACUAAGGGAAAGUUGGCUUGUCCUUGUUGUAAUAAGGACACCUGUUGGAUGAGGUUGGCCAAUGGAGGCAAGCAAUGUUAUAUGGGUCAUCGACGAUAUCUUCCUCUUAAUCACAAAUGGAGAAAUGAUAACAAAUCUUUUAAUGGCACAAGGGAGCGAGGGUUACCACCCAAGCCACUUUCAGGAGAUGAUAUACUUGAUCAAGUGAAAAAUCUUGAAGGGGUCAUAUUAACUAAGGCUCCUCAUAUGAAGAAAGCAAUCUCACAUGAUGGCAGGGGGGACAAUUGGAAUAAAAAGUGUAUAUUCUUUGACCUUCCAUAUUGGAGGACCUUAUUACUACGCCACAACUUAGAUGUCAUGCACAUUGAAAAGAAUAUAUGCGAUAAUAUACUAGGGACAAUCAUGAACAUAAAGGGAAAAACUAAAGAUAGCAUCAAAACUCGCCUUGACUUGCAAGCAUUAAAUAUAAGGCCAGAGUUACACCCAGUACAGCAGGGGAAUAAAGUCGUGAUACCUUCAGCAUUGUACAGUUUAUCUACUACAGAAAAAUACAGGCUUUGCCAAUUCUUGAAGCAGUUAAAAGUUCCAGAUGGAUUUUCAUCCAAUAUUUCUCUUUGUGUAAACAUGAAAGAGAGUAAAAUCUCAGGAUUAAAGAGUCAUGAUUGUCAUGUUCUUCUAUUACAUAUACUUCCUCUUGCAAUACGUGGUUUACUUCCAAAAGUAGUAUAUGAACCACUUGUUGAGCUAUCAUUGUUCUUCACUCAUUUAGGAGCAAAGUCAUUAAAGGUAGAUGUAUUGGAGCAAUUAGAAAAGCAAAUUCCUAUAACUCUUUGUAAGCUAGAAAUGAUCUUUCCACCUUCAUUCUUUGACAUUAUGGUGCAUUUGCCUAUGCAUUUGGCUAAUGAAGCUAAAAUUGGUGGACCAGUACAAUAUCGUUGGAUGUACCCAAUAGAACGAGCAUUAUAUUCAUUUAAGUCAUGUAUUCGUAAUAGAGCUUGUGUAGAGGGUUCAAUUGCAGAGGCAUACAUUGCAAAUGAGUGCAUGACUCUUUGCUCAAGGUACUUGCAUGGCAUUGAGACAAAGUUCAAUCGAAUGGAGCGCAACUAUGAUGGUGGCAGUAAUAAAAAUAAAGGAGGCUUAUCAAUUUUCUCCAAAGUAGGACAAGGAUUAGGUGCUAGUAAAACUCGUGAUCUUGAUACACAAGAGUAUUCACAAUUGCCAGCAACCAAUUUAGUAGGUAUGUCAGAAGGUCAAUGGAAUAAAAAUUUUGUUAGAUGGUUUAAGACGAAAGUUGCAUGGUUGCAUAAAAAUGACUCAAGUCCAAUGAUGGGAGCCCUACUCUCAUUAUCACGUGGUCCUGCUCGAUAUGUGACAUCUUUUUAUGGUUACAUUGUCAAUGGAUAUAGGUUUCAUACUGAAUAUCAUGACCAAGGUUUGAGGACACAAAAUAGUGGAGUUGUUGUAAUUGGAGAUAUUGGUGAUGAAGUUAACAACAUAGAUUACUACAGUGUCUUAACUGAGAUUAUUCAAUUGCAAUAUCUUGGAGGAAGACGUGUGGUGUUAUUUCAUUGUAAUUGGUGGGAUGUUUAUGAUCGAGUGAGGGGGGUUAAGAUUGAUGAAUAUGGGGGGGUUAGUGUUAACUGUAAACGAACUUUGAAAACAAAUGAACCUUUCAUUUUAGCUAACCAAGCAUCACGAGUCUUUUAUGUUCCAGACAAUAUUCACAAAGGCUGGCAUUGUGUGAUAAAGGCACAUCCUCGAGAUUCCUAUGACAUCCCAUUAGAAGAAGACAUUGACCCCGUUGAUUUGAAUCAAUUCAGUGAAGCAUAUCAAGCUGAUGAAUCUAUCAAUCUUGAAUCUGGAGAAACAACUAUAGUUGAUGCAAAUGACCAAAUUAGUUAG
Hevea brasiliensis (rubber tree) is the source of this 2949-nucleotide messenger RNA. RefSeq lists its product as uncharacterized. NCBI's taxonomy places the organism in Eukaryota, Viridiplantae, Streptophyta, Magnoliopsida, Malpighiales, Euphorbiaceae. Bases 1 to 2949 code for a protein of 982 amino acids. The transcript is spliced from 6 exons. The record is from RefSeq and is a predicted model, not a curated record.